Messenger RNA from Diospyros lotus (date-plum), 1181 nucleotides. RefSeq lists its product as uncharacterized. The coding region runs from base 292 to 1008 and encodes 238 amino acids. The record is from RefSeq and is a predicted model, not a curated record. NCBI's taxonomy places the organism in Eukaryota, Viridiplantae, Streptophyta, Magnoliopsida, Ericales, Ebenaceae. The transcript is spliced from 2 exons.
GAUUGGAGAUUAUACAUAUAAGGCUGGCUCUGAUGAAUUCUCAUGUCAUCAAUACUCUCUCUUUCUUGUCUUUCCGCUCUGUUGCAUCUUCAACGGAAAAGAACACAACAAACAACUUGUUUUCUGGUUCCAUCGUGGGAUCAUGUGUAUAUAUAUAUGUAUGUAUAAAGAGCUUGCAGUGCCGGCAAGUCGAUGCAGGUUUAGCUUUGUAUAGAUUCUUUUCGGUGAUUGAUUUUUCUUCAUUUGGUUAAUUAGAGGGAGAGGGAGAUAGGAGGGGAGAAAAGAACGAAAAUGUGUACUGAUUGGUUAGGACCCUUAACGGAGUUGGCCAAGUGUGCGAUAGUUCCCCUGGCUAAGUUUCUGGCGAAGUGCUGUUAUGAUCUGUUCUGCUAUCAUAAAGUUAUUAAGGAGCUUGAAAGUGUAGCUAGUCGGCUGAAAGCGCUGCACGUCUUAAUCCAAGGUAUGGUCAACAGUGAAGUCGUCAACGAUGGCGGUCUCCCCGUCUGGCUAGUGGGAACGAAAAUUCUCAUCAACGAGCUCGAGAAAAUAAUACUAUACAGCAAAGUUGAAUCAGACGGGAAGUUCUUCUUGAUGAAGUGCCUGUGCACCAGGUGCUGUAAUUGUGGAGAAGCUCAAGAAAAGAUGAAGGAUGCCAUUGCUAAGAUAGAAAAGGCUGACGAAUUUGAUCUGAGGCUAGUAGGGAAAGCGCAAUCAGGUGGUCAUUCCAAGACCCACAAAAGAUCUAGGAGUGAAGUUUUUCUGGGGGAGCUCCUCCACAAUCCCCCUUCUGAUGAUCUAAUUUCCGACCCCAUUCCCUCCAAGAAAACGCCCAAGUUAAUGGCUGAAUCUGCGGCUUCUCACAGCUUGGCGAUCAUUGAUGAUCAGCUGGAAAUGGAGGUGCAGGAUAUGAUAGACACUCGGGAUGUGCGCAUAGAAGAAGGAACCCGGAUGGUUUCUACCCAAUUCGUCCGGCGGCGGAUCAAUAUUACAAGAAGAAGCCAUGUAUAAGACCAAUUAAUUAACAAAAAUGUUAUUUGUACACUCAUCAAGCAGUGAUACAUCACUCAGCAUUUGUGUCGUAUAUUCAUUUUAUUGUGAAUAAUUGCAUAAGGGGUUAUUCAUUAAUAUUUGUGAAAGUAAACAUACAACAUAUUAAUACUGAUUAUUAUAUGAAGUGUCAA